Messenger RNA from Oryza sativa Japonica Group (Japanese rice), 757 nucleotides. RefSeq lists its product as uncharacterized. NCBI's taxonomy places the organism in Eukaryota, Viridiplantae, Streptophyta, Magnoliopsida, Poales, Poaceae. The record is from RefSeq and is a predicted model, not a curated record.
CUUCCGGUCCAAGUCCAACACGCACCCACCUCACCCUUUGCUGCGGUCUCUCUCUCUCUCUCUCGGCUUCUUCCUCCUUGCGCGCAGCCUCGAUUCUCGACUUUUCUUGCUGUGGGGAGAAGAAUCGCGAUUGCGCGAGGGGAUUUCUUGCUGCUCGGAGAUGCCGCGGAUUCCGCUGAUCAAGUUCCCCAAGAGGAAUCUCAAGAUCCCAUCCCCACCCCCACCAGCGGCGCAACCUGCAGAUCAGCACGCGUCCCUCUUGUCCCGAUUGGGAGUUAAAUCAGAGGCACCAUCUUCUUCCGGGGAGAUUAAAAAUUACCGCUUUAGAUCAGAUGUGCCUUCCCCACCUUCUUAUACGGCUGUUGGAGGGCCAGCUUCACUCCUUCCUAAACGCAAGCCACUGUCAGAGGAAGAAAUUGAGGCUAUCAUGCAAGGUGGUAUCUACUGAUAUUGCAUCCGAUGAAUAAGAUACCAAACCUUUUAAAUGGGGUCACUAGAGCCAUGUCGAUAUGGACCUUUUCGUUGUACUCCCUUUUUGGUGUCAGGAAGCAGCUGCCCUGAUACUCCUUUUUUUGAGUAUUGCCAAAAUGACCAAUUCGUGAAAACUGAACAUGCAAUGCAUCGGUUGUUUGCCAAAAUACAUUGAUCAUGGAGUUAUGCCAUGCAACUCAACUAAUUGUCUUAUUCCAUUGCUCCAAAUGUUCUGAGACAUUUGUGCUCAUCCAUGCUGCUUCAGCAAUUAAUGCUUUCAUCAAAA